AGUGUGCAUGGACGGUUCGGUCGCAUUGAGUUACUUUCAGUGCUUCGCUAGUGACUGCGUUGUGUUUGACGAUUGUGCGUUUAGGUGAUGGAAGCGCGUCUUCCCUGACCGCGGCCAAAAUGCAUAUCCUGGAAAUAGGCGCUGAGCAAGAUGAAGAAAAUGGUCUGGCCAGAGUUCCUGUGGAUGCAGCAUUCAGGACUGUUCCUCGCGAUCACACCACCUUCCUAGUAUGGCGAGUCACGGAAUCAGCGACGGAAUUACUCCCACGCUCGCACUACGGCACAUUUUACGAUACUGAGGCAUACUUGGUGUACUCCGCGUCUCUGCCUGGCCAACCUGCAGGCCCUGAUGUCAUUCGGCGGGAAAUAAAGGAGAAUGGCAAUAGCGAAUGCGCUGAGCGUCACGUCCACACGUGGGCGGGCGAGCGCUGCGGGCUGGGUCCGCUGGCGCUGCGCCGCGCGAGCCAGCUCGCCACGCACGUCGCAGCUCCACUGGUCACCCACCGGGAGACCGCUACCAAGGAGUCGCCGAGACUACUGUCUUAUUUCCGCGACGGUAUAAGAAUCCUCUGUAAUAGCUCUGGUAACGUAAAUGGAGGAGGUCGGCUAUACCGAGUCCGCGGACGCAGACCAGUACUGUUGCAGCUGGAACCGGUGUCUUGGGCUCACCUCUCCUCCGAUGGGGUCUUCGUACUGGACACGUCAUCUCUCAUUGUAUUGUGGUUAGGACGAGCUGCUAAUCUUAUUGAGAAGAUGUUUGGUGCUAAGAUCGCGUAUAGAAUGGCACGCGGCGCGGACAAAGGCAUGAUGACCCGUCGAAUCACAAUAGCUCACGACGGAUACGAGCAGACGCUACCAGCCGCAGACAAAAAUCUUUUAGACGCUAUGCUGGAUCUCCGUGCCCGAUCUGUAAAACCAGUUGCUCUAGGACAAGACCCUCCUCGUCCAGCUCGACUUUAUAAAGUUACACAACCUCCAAGAGCGGUUACCGUUACUGUACCUUCACAGAAACCAGCUGCCCGUUUGGAAGAAAUUAAACGUGCUCCACUUCACAAGGCUGAUUUAAAUGAAGAUAACAUAUACAUAGUAGACGCAGGAUCUCGUGGGGUAUGGGGAUGGGUUGGCUUAAACGCACCGAAACCGCACAGCCGCGGCGCAUUAGCCGCAGCCCGUGGGUUGGCUCGUGCGCGACGCUACUCUGGUCCCGUCUCAGUGACUGUGUCUGGUCGGGAACCAUUAGAAUUCGCGGCGUUAUUUCAUGAGUGGAACUGGUGUGAUUCAAGACGGGAUGUGAGACUGCGGGCCGCUCGCGCUGCUACUACGAAACUUGAUGCCGUUAGCCUAUCCACCAAUGCGUGGUUAGCAGCUGAGGCCCAGGUACCAGACGACGGCUCAGGAGCCUUACGAAUGUGGCGUGUGCGACGCGAAGAGGAGUGCGAACGCGAGCGAAGCGCGCUGCAAGAGCUGGAGCGGCCGCAGCAGGCGGUGUUCUACGACCGAGACUGCUACAUCGCGCUGUACACCUACCACGCUCCUACCGGCGAUCAAACUAUUUUGUAUUACUGGAUGGGUGGCUCUUCGCCAAAUGAUCUGAGGAAUUUGGGUGCAAAGGAAGCCAGAGACCUCUAUAUAAAACUAGGGCGUCUUCCCAUUCAGGCUUGGGUUUAUCAAGGCAAAGAACCAGCACAUUUUCUUCAAAUAUUCAAAGGACGAAUGGUGACUUAUUGUGGCAGCGCUACUAAUUAUGAUCCCAGCGGCCGUCGCGUGAUCCCACCACCACGCGCUCUCAUCCAAGUAUCCGGGCAGUACGCGCGCGAGGCCCGUGGUGUGGAGGUGUGUGGGGCUGGGAUCGCGCGUGGUGCGUGCUACGUGGUGCGGGAGGGCGCGCGCGUGUGGGUGUGGUGCGCGGCCACCGCCACUGGGGAUGAACGGGAGGUCGCUAAGAACAUGGCCGCCGCGGAGCAUGUGCUUGUGAUGCAGGGAAAAGAAAAACCAGAUUUCUGGGCUGCUUUGGGAGAGAGGCGUCAUUUAUUGGUAGCGUCACCACUGAAAGAAAUGCAGCGACCUUUACCACCACGCCUCUUUUACGUCUCGAUUUGCCCACCGGCACAUUAUUCUUUCGAAGAGAUAGUGUCGUUCAGCCAAUACGACCUGGCGCCCGAGAUGGCGACGGUGCUGGACGUGCACGCGGCCGUGUUCGUGUGGCUCGGGGCGCACUCCUGCGUGCGCGCUAAGGACGACGCUAGGAACAUCGGUCUGGCGUACUUGAAUAAUGAUCCAGCAGCCCGCGAUCUGGAAACACCAAUAUUCGUCCUCAGCCAAGGUCGAGAGCCACCCAAUUUUACCGGAUUCUUUCCACAUUGGAAGAAUUCUAUGUGGAAGGGUCAUAAAACAUUUAGUGCAAUAGUCAGCGCUUUAGAAGGAAAAGCGAUAGUGCAAAAUGGAAAUAGCGCCCUACAAAACGGUAACACUGAGAAUCAAUUCGACCAGCACGAAAAGUACCCGCUUUCAGUUCUUCGCGGGCCGAAAGAACACAUGCCGCUGGAUGUUGACCCACUCACUAAAGAGCUUUACCUCACGCACGAUGACUUCGUUUCAACAUUCCACAUGCCGUACAGCGAAUUUCGAACUUUGCCGACUUGGAAACAAAAGGAUAUCAAGAAAUCUGUGGGACUGUUUUAAUCACAACUAAUCGUCGCACAUCACACACGCACCAAAUAUUCUAGUAUUUCAAAUAAUUGUCACAAAAAUAUAUGGAUAUUGUUAUUAUUUAUCUAUGUAUAAUUUUAAUGUAAUGAGAUCUAAUUAUUAAAAUAUCAAAUGUAGUUGUUGGGUGAUAAAAUUGUUAUUUAUUAUAUUAAGCAUAAAUGGAAAUAAAUUAUUGUUCUAUUGAUAAAGUCAAAACAGCUUUUAUUAUUUAAUAGAUAUAUUGAAUGUAUUGCAUUAUAUAGAAAAAAGAUGAUUCAAUAUUGUUAAUUAAUAUUUUUAAUUGUGAUUGCUUUUUAAUUAAUGCUUUAGAAAUAAAAAACUUAUUUUUAAAA
Messenger RNA from Colias croceus (clouded yellow), 3040 nucleotides. RefSeq names its product villin-like protein quail (gene qua). Gene Ontology annotation, biological process: barbed-end actin filament capping; actin polymerization or depolymerization; cytoskeleton organization. Gene Ontology annotation, molecular function: phosphatidylinositol-4,5-bisphosphate binding; actin filament binding. Gene Ontology annotation, cellular component: cytoplasm; actin cytoskeleton. The coding region runs from base 120 to 2681 and encodes 853 amino acids. The transcript has 16 exons. NCBI's taxonomy places the organism in Eukaryota, Metazoa, Arthropoda, Insecta, Lepidoptera, Pieridae. The record is from RefSeq and is a predicted model, not a curated record.